This is a messenger RNA of Hydra vulgaris (swiftwater hydra), 2260 nucleotides long. Its product is annotated as disintegrin and metalloproteinase domain-containing protein 9. Gene Ontology annotation, molecular function: metalloendopeptidase activity. NCBI's taxonomy places the organism in Eukaryota, Metazoa, Cnidaria, Hydrozoa, Anthoathecata, Hydridae. The record is from RefSeq and is a predicted model, not a curated record. Gene Ontology annotation, biological process: membrane protein ectodomain proteolysis.
UGAAUGACGUCAAAUUAGAUAUUGGUUUCAAAUGUAUACCAUGCAGUUUGAAAAGCUAAUUUUACAUAAACAUUAUUAAAUUUAAAUUUAUAUUAACAACAACAAUUUGUAUUAACAAAUGUUUGUAAUAAUACUAAUGGUUUAUGGUUUACUACAGCAUGUUGAAGCGUCCAAUGAGAUUGUAGUACCGAAGCUUACAAAGCUUACACACGAAAAAAUUGUUGUUUUAAUAACGGGAAAAAUUAACGUUCAGAUUGUGCUGAAAAAAUACGAUUAUACUUUCACUUAUGGUCCAGCUUCUUUUGAUCAAUGUUUUUUUAAUGGAAACAUAAAUAAUAAUCCGAGAUAUUAUGCUGCCAUGGAUGUUUGCAAUGGUUUAAAUGGAGUAUUCUACUAUCAAGAUAAAACCUUUUACUUGACGCCGCAAAAGAACAAUUCUUUGGGAGAACAUACUCUUGAGGAAAUUAGGAAGAACUUUACGACAAAUUUUUUGAAAAAAUCUUUACAUUGCUCAUUUGACUUUAAACUAUCCAAUUAUAAUAAUUUAACUUAUCAAAACCCAAAAAAUUUAAGGUUAAGAAGAGAUGAAGAACAAUAUACUGAUAAAUACUAUGUAGAAUUGUAUUUUGUAAACGAUUAUAGUGUUUUCAAAUAUCACAAAAGCAACAUUAGCGAAGUCAUUAGAAGAACAAACUUAAUCGCAAGCAUUUUAGAUGCGAAAUAUGCUGUUUUACGAACGCGAAUUAUAGUUGUGGGAAUUGAUGUGUGGAAUGACGGAGAUAAAAUGGAAGUGGUAGAUGAAUCUCUACAAACUAUUCAAAACUUUAUGAAUUAUCGAACAAAAUACAUUCAAGUUAAAAACGACAACGCGCAAUUUAUAACAAAAAAACCAUUGGACAAAGGUUUUACAGCAGGAAAAGCGCCCGUUGGUACGAUCUGUUCUGGAAAAAAUUCUGUUGGUAUAAACCACGAUACUUACGAUAAUCCUGUAUAUAUAUCUAAUGUUGUAGCUCAUGAACUUGGCCACAACCUAGGAAUGGUGCAUGACGAACAUGCUCAAUGUCUGUGCUAUGAUAAUGAGAAAAGUAAUUGCAUUAUGGGGUCAUAUUUAGAUGGAGAUGUAAAAAGCUUCUCAGAGUGCAGCGUUCGUUAUUUUAAUGCAUUUAUAUCAAGCGGUAAAGGAGCAUGUUUGUACGACUACCCUGUUGGCUGGGUUAAACCACCCAUUUGCGGAAAUGGUAUUAUUGAAAAAGGAGAAGAAUGUGAUUGUGGAUCAAGAAAAAAUUGUGCUUUCUUUGGUAAUUGUUGCCAUCCAGAAACCUGUACUUUGUAUAAAAAUGCAACUUGUGCUUCUGGAGGAUGUUGCCAUAAAUGUCAGUUUCAAUCAAGAGGAACAACUUGCCGCAAAAAGAGUAAAGAAUGUGAUCUACCUGAAUACUGCAACGGUGAGUCAGGAACAUGUCCAAAAGACGUUUAUAUUCAAGAUUCCUACAGCUGCGGCGCAGGAAAAGGAUUUUGUAAAAAAGGCGUUUGUUUAACUCACAAACGCCAAUGUGUUGAUUUGUUUGGUGCAAAUGUUUCGUCUGGUGACGCAUAUUGUUACAAGCAACUCAACACCAAAGGAAGCGAUGCUGGACAUUGUGGAGUGAAUUCCGAUAAGUUUGUGCGUUGCAACUAUACUGAUGCGCUAUGUGGGAAAUUGCAAUGCAACAAAAUCAAACAAGAUAAUCUAUUACACCAUCGAUUAGAAUGGUCAGAACUUAACUACACAAGGAAAUGUGAAAGCGUGAAGAAUAACUCCACUAAUAUUUUAAACAACUUAGUCAAAGAUGGUACGCGUUGUGGAAGUGCAAGCAUAUGCAUCAAUUACACAUGUAUAAGUCUACUUAAAUAUCAGAUAAUUUUUAAAAUACCGAAAUGUCCGCUAAAUUGUUCACAUCACGGAAUUUGUAACAGUAAUGGUAAUUGCCAUUGUUAUUCUGGUUGGAAAACUCCGUACUGUGAUAGACCAGGAGAUGGGGGAAGCAUCGAUAGCGGACCUCCUCCAAUAGUAUCAGAUACCAUUAUUAGUAGCAACAUAUUAGACAUAUUGGUGUAUUUGUAUCUGGCAAGCGGAUUAGUAUUUUUCACUAUUGGUCUAUUCUGGCACACUAGGAAUGUUAGAAAAAAAUUAAAGUAUGCUGAGAAGGAAAAAGAUUUUGAAAAAGAAAAACUGUUAAGUUAAGACAAUGCUUAUAAAAAAAACAUCAUUACAACAUUG